GACACGCUCCAUGCCCACCUAACAUCUGACCGAAAACUACAACCCGGGAGAACAGACGGUCAGAAAUCAAUAGUAGAAGAUGUACACCAUACUCCUUGCUGCAAUUGAUCAGCUCCAAACCAAAGCUCGCGAGAGAGCGCGCAAAUUUUUUUAAUUAAAAUUUAUAAAUAUUUCCAAAUACCUCCACUUCCUUCCACAAAAGCAAUUAAAAUUAAAUUAAAAUCGUCAUGUUCGAGAAGGAAGGAAGAAGAGUGUUGGCGAAGAGGAAAACCUUAUGCACGAUCGAUACGAAGAAGAGUGGUGAGAUGGAAGGGACGUUAGAGCGACACUCUCUGCUUCAAUUCGGUCAACUCUCGAAUCCCGCCGAGUCGUCGUCGUCGGAGCUCCGGAAUGAGCUGGGUUCGGUUGACGGAGGUGGCGGCGAUUGCGGAGAGAAGUCAUUCAUUCUCAGCCAAGACUUCUUCUGCACACCUGACUAUAUAACUCCGGACAAUCAGAACUUGAUGAGCGGUUUAGACAACAGCAAGGAUCAGUCUCCUUGUCCUAGGUCUCCUGUUAAACUUAAUACUGUCAAAAGCAAAAGGUGCCGGCAGGACAGUUUCACAGCGAGAACUUCAAAUUCUACUUGGUUUUCAAAUCAUAGAGUAGAUGAACAAGAGAAUGACACAGAUGAGAUCAUGGUGGAUAAGAUCCAAGCCAAUCAAACGGAGAGGACUGGAUACGUUUCACACACUGCGGUUGCUCUGAGGUCUCGGGUUAUGCCACCUCCUUGCCUCAGAAAUCCAUAUGUGAUUAAUGAGUCUGAUACCGCUACUGACCCUUUCGGUUAUCAGAGGUCAAAAUGUGCCAGUUUUCUCCCUGCAAGUGUUGGUGGGGAUGGCUUGUCAAGAUAUCUCACAGACUUUCAUGAAAUUCAGCAAAUAGGUGCUGGGAAUUUCAGCCGUGUAUUUAAAGUUUUGAAAAGAAUUGAUGGUUGCUUGUAUGCUGUCAAAUACAGCACAAGGAAGCUGUAUCUAGAUUCAGAGAGGCGUAAAGCUAUGAUGGAAGUUCAAGCUCUUGCUGCUCUAGGAUUCCAUGAAAAUGUAGUAGGAUACUACAACUCGUGGUUUGAAAACGAGCAGUUAUACAUUCAACUGGAACUCUGCGAUCACAGCUUGUCCAAGAAAUCUUCUUCGCUUAAAAUCUCAGAGAGAGAGAUUUUGGUGAUUAUGCAUCAGAUAGCUAAGGCGUUGCAGUUUGUGCAUGAGAAAGGAGUAGCUCAUCUAGAUGUAAAGCCCGACAACAUAUACAUCAAGAACGGUGUCUGCAAGCUCGGCGACUUCGGUUGUGCAACGCGGUUGGAUAAAAGCUUGCCAGUAGAGGAAGGGGAUGCACGUUACAUGCCACAAGAAAUACUAAACGAAAACUACGAGAACCUUGAUAAAGUGGAUAUCUUCUCCUUAGGUGUGACGGUUUACGAGCUGAUUAGAGGAUCGCCUCUUACGGAAUCAAGAAACCAAUCCCUCAAUAUCAAAGAUGGCAAACUUCCUCUUCUUCCCGGCCAUUCGUUACAGUUACAGCAACUGCUAAAGACAAUGAUGGAUCGUGAUCCAACGCGCCGUCCUUCUGCUAGAGAAGUAAUGGAGCAUCCCAUGUUGGAUAGGAUUCGAGGUUGAGAUUCAUAAAUCUCUCAGAUGUUGAGAAACUAAAAGUUUGUAAAUUAUGGUGCUAAUGAUCAUAGUGUACUGGUCGUAGCACCUGUAGUUCUGCAUCGGUACACCCUUUGUUUAGUAGAAAAUUGCCAUUUAAACUCGCAACUUUCAGAUCAAAACCAAAAAACUUCCUUU
Molecule: messenger RNA, 1826 nt
Organism: Raphanus sativus (radish)
Lineage: Eukaryota; Viridiplantae; Streptophyta; Magnoliopsida; Brassicales; Brassicaceae
Product: wee1-like protein kinase
Exons: 10
Coding region: 228-1655 (475 amino acids)
Biological process (GO): protein phosphorylation
Molecular function (GO): ATP binding; protein kinase activity
Source: RefSeq, a predicted model, not a curated record